This is a messenger RNA of Columba livia (rock pigeon), 3471 nucleotides long. It is a transcript of the gene CALHM2, whose product is annotated as calcium homeostasis modulator family member 2. Gene Ontology annotation, molecular function: monoatomic cation channel activity. The transcript has 4 exons. Gene Ontology annotation, cellular component: plasma membrane. The coding region runs from base 983 to 1942 and encodes 319 amino acids. The record is from RefSeq and is a predicted model, not a curated record. NCBI's taxonomy places the organism in Eukaryota, Metazoa, Chordata, Aves, Columbiformes, Columbidae.
GGACAGACAGCAGAGAGAAGGGAGGAACGGAAGAGGAAAGUGAGGCGCGCUCAGCUGCCUCGCAGGCAUCGCUCUGCUGAGGAAGCAGCGAGCGGAAAAGCCGAGCUGGGCAGGAAUGCACCGCACUCGCCAAAUCGUGGCCUGCGCCCAGCCCUGCACACAUGGCUCCCCAGCCCUGCUGCUGGGUCCCAGGCGGUGGGAAAGAAACCCAGCCACCCUGCAGAGCUCAUGAUGGCACAGCCUUGCACCCCAUAGAAGCCAAGCGCCUACUCUUCGCCCCACCCAAACACAGGGCCCCAGAACAACCUCCUCCCUCCUCCUAAAAGCCGACAGCCAAGCGUGCAUUGCAGACUGAAAAAGGAAGCCGCCAAACUCUUAAUGCUGUUUUUACCAGCUUUUGCUUGGCCCAUCAGCCUGACCUCAGCUGCAUCCCCACUUCUGUACAGCCCUGCACACUGCCGGGAACCCCCCACAGCCAGAGCUGGAGCAAAAACUACACAAAGAACUGAGAAGGCUCCAGAACUGGUUUCAACAACUUUUCAAGCUUGGGAGAUCAUCAAGUGUCCGGCAACGACGCUGACAGUAAUUGCCUCUGCAGGAGGUGACUAAAACCAAAGAGAAGGAAAGACGACAAACCUGCAAAUGACAGGGGCAGAAACAGCUGUCCUGUUGGUAAUCUUUGCUGCAGACCACAUUUGGAGGUUCUGGUUUAGUCAGAAACUGAAAUGACCAAGAUUUCCCUCGUUGCUUAGGUUGAAUCCCUCUUUAGCCACUUUUAAGUAUCCCUGAUAUCUGCAACCACUUCCAGAGGCUGGGACGCCAGGCAGGAGUGACAGCGGUGAAGGCUCCUGGAGCAGCCCCUUGCACAACAGCCUGCCCAAGGCCAUUUCACCCGCCAUCGUCGUGUCCGUCAGUGCUGGAAGGUGGGCCAGCACAGCCCCCUGCUGCAGGGCACACCUCAUCCCCUCAUCGCCAGGACGAGAUGGCCGCUCUCAUCGCUGAGAACUUCCGCUUUCUCUCCUUGUUCUUCAAGAGCAAAGAUGUGAUGAUCUUCAAUGGCCUGGUGGCCCUGGGCACAGUGGGCAGCGAGGAGCUCUUCUCAGUCUUCGCCUUCAACUGUCCCUGCUCCCCUGCCCGCAACUACAUCUACGGGCUGGCUGCCAUCGGCGUCCCAGCUCUGGCCCUCUUCCUCAUCGGUGUCAUCUGGAACAACCACACCUGGAACGUGGUGGCUGAGUGCCACAAGCGCGGUACCAAGAACUUCUCAACUGCUGCCACCUUCCUCCUCUUUGGCUCCAUCAUGGGCCGGGCAGCCGUGGCGCCCGUCACCUGGUCGGUCAUCUCACUGCUGCGCGGGGAGGCUUACAUCUGCGCCCUCAGCGAGUUUGUCAGGCCGUCCUCUCUGGACAAGUUCCCAGCUGAGUACGGGGCCGAGGUGCUGGCCAGGUUUCCCUGUAAAGAUGUGCCAGCAAACCUCACCAAGUACAGGGAGGAUGUGACACGGAGGCUGAGAUACGAGUCCCAGCUCUUCGGCUGGCUGCUCAUCGGCAUUGUCGCGGUCCUGGUUUUCCUCACCAAGUGCCUGAAGCAUUGCUGCUCGCCACUGAGCUACCGGCAGGAGUCUUACUGGGGCCAGUACCGCUCCAAUGAGGACAAGCUCUUCCGCCGCACAGCCGAGGUCCACUCCAGGAUCCUGGCGGCAAAGAACGUGAAGCAAUUCUUUGGCUUCGUGGCCCUGGACAAGGAGGAGAAGGAGCUGGUGCAGGAGUUCCCAGUGGAGGGCGUCCAGCCGAGCCCCCAGUGGAACGCCAUCACAGGUGUCUACAUCUACCGGGAGAACAAGGGCUUCCCCCUCUACAGCCGGCUCCACAAAUGGGCCAAAGGGGUGGAAGGGAACGGGCCAAGUCCAGAAGGCCAUGAAAUGCUUUUUUUGGCUUCCUAAGACAGGUGCUGGGUGUGGUUCCCCAGAUCACCUGGCAGGCAUAACAGUAUCAGUGCACAGCUGAGGGAUUCACAGGGAAUAUUCCUCCCAGCAAAAUUUACUUCUCUUAACAGGUAAAUAGGGAUCAUCAGCUGCAAGGUAGAGGCUGACAAGCAAUACACUGAGCUGGGGAACCCCUCCCUCUUAGACCAAUGUCUCGAUGCAGCUCCCAGAGAGCCGAGGGGAGCAGAGAGCAGACACACACUUCACCUCCAGUGCUCCCUGCCUUUUAAUGCACCAGCAGAAACCUCAGGGAGCAAGAGGUAGACACGACAUUUCUAACCGUGACUCCUGCAGUCCCGUCCGUCUCCCCCAUGGCAGGGUUAGCCCCAGCCACUCUGCACACCUACUUGUUUUGUUGACAUCGAUUCCUUCUGCAGUUGUGCAGCACCUGUUGGGCAGGCAGGUGCUGGAGCACUUUACAGGCUUCACAGUGCAAGGAAAAAGAAGGAAGCAGUGGGUAAAUGCCUGUGGCAAGGGGGAUGCAAUGGCACAUGGAAAGGAAUGGGUCAGUAAUACAGCAGCACAGCGAAUAACUGAGAGACUAAGGCAGGAGGAAUCACCGACAUCCCCAGUAUUCAGAAAGACACUCUGUAAUUACCAAGUUGGAAUCUGGGCAGGACACCAAACUUGUUUUGUUCUUAGUGAGGUGCCUGGUGAUCUCUAAUGAGCCCAAACGGUCACAAUCAUGAGUUUAUAAACCCAGAAGACAGCAUCAUCAGCAGAACAGCUUUUGGGCGGGGUGGCGGCUCAGAGGAAGCAGUACCUGCAGGAAGCCACACUGCUGCCUGCUGCUCACCGCAUCUGUCCUCCAACCACCAGACCAGAAUCCCGCUUGUUUGCGUUGCAAGUUGCAGCAAGACCUCAACCAAAAUUAGUUUUACAUAGAUGUAUCUAUACAUACAUACAUAAGUGUAUAUACUAUGUAAUUAUAGUUAGCUGUAUUAAUGGAGCAUUGUAGGGAAAAGGGGUGAGAAACUUGCCAGCCAAAAGACCGCAUUACACACACCCAUCUGCUGCGGUGGCACUGCAGCCCUGCAAGUGAUGAGGGACAGUAGGAACUGGAAGAGGAGAGCAGCCCUGUCCCUACCCUCCUGCCACUGAGCUUUCUUAAACCCUUUCCACUGCCUUAAAUGGUCUCUGCAGGGGAUGGUCUUUUUUAUGGACUAAGUUGCACCCUGAGAAAGCAAAGCCAGAGAGGUGUAGAAGUCCUGUCCUUGCUGCGACGCUGCGCUGACUGUGGCUUCAAGGUGGAGCAGUGGCCCUUUUCUCCUGAGGGCCAGCCCUACGCACCCAACGCUGUUCCACGAGUUGGCAGCACAAUGAAGUUUGUUUUUCCUACUUGCACUGUUUUUCUAUAGGAAUAAUUUCCUUUUAUGCUGUGCCGUUUACCGAAAAGCCUUACAUUGUUCAAAAAACAACUCAAGCCCACAGAACUCAGAGGGGCUUACACACAUGGAGAUUUGAAAUAAAUUAUUAAAUAAGAGUUA